Asparagus officinalis (garden asparagus) is the source of this 693-nucleotide messenger RNA. Its product is annotated as FK506-binding nuclear protein-like. The coding region runs from base 1 to 693 and encodes 230 amino acids. Lineage: Eukaryota; Viridiplantae; Streptophyta; Magnoliopsida; Asparagales; Asparagaceae. The transcript has 5 exons. The record is from RefSeq and is a predicted model, not a curated record.
AUGCAGAAGGAAAUUGAUGAAGUAGAAGAGAAAAACCAAGAAGUUGCGCAAGAAGAGAAGGAAGUAAAGAAAGAAGAAGGGCAAGAAGUGGAUGUUGAGAAAGAUAAGGAGAAGAAAGAAGGGAAAGAAGAGGAUGAUGAUGAGUUGGAUUUUGAUCCAAGUGCAGUUGAUAGAUGCAGUUUUCAUAUGGCUAUUGGUACACAUCAGGUAGAGGUGUUUGAGGCCAUUGGUGGUGCUAUCAUCCGCAAAAUUGAUGAUAUUAGAGAAGGGAAUUUGAAAUUGCUGAAUAGUAAUGAUAUACGGAUCCACCUAAUGAAAUCAGGUUUUGAUGAAAAAUAUAAAUAUUGGAACUGGCAUGGGGAAGGUAUCACUGAAGAUGAGGAUCCAAAUGUGCGUGUCGGUACGUCCGGUGGACAACGAAUAGAUGACACAGAAACAAUGUUGAAUGAUAUUUUUCCUCGACCUAGAGAAUUUGAGGGUGAUGAUAAUGUCGAGGAUGAUAUCGGAGAUAAAAGUGAAGAUGAUAUCGAUGUUGAAGCUGAAGAAGUAGGAGAUGAUGGAAGUGCCGAAAAUAUUGAUGAUAUGCAUUCCUCCGCAGAAAUAGAACGAAUAUUGAAGCUACUAGAAGAUACUUAUGCUAAUCUGUCAGGGUACUCUACGAAGGAUGAGGAGGAGGAUGAGGAGGCUCUUUGA